Messenger RNA from Teleopsis dalmanni, 3873 nucleotides. RefSeq lists its product as uncharacterized. The record is from RefSeq and is a predicted model, not a curated record. NCBI's taxonomy places the organism in Eukaryota, Metazoa, Arthropoda, Insecta, Diptera, Diopsidae.
UGCAUACUUCGCUUUUGAUCUCAUACUUAGUUUUUAAUGGCGUAAAAAAUGUAUUAGAAAAAAUUUUUGAUUAAAAUUUUGAUAAGUGUAUCUUUCGUAUCUUCCUAAUGUUUAAGAAAUUAUUAAUAAAAUGGGAAAUGAUUUAAUGGAAAAUACCACGGAAAAUAUAUUUAGUUCACAAAUUGGUGAUGUAGAUGAACGGGAAGAAGGUGAGAUUGUUGACGAUUUCGAAUAUAUUAUAUCCUCGGACGAGGCGUUAACAGUGAGAAAACGUAUAGCAGAACUGGAAUCUAAAAAUGAUGAAAUAGAAAAAAUUGACUUAAUAUCCAGAAGCUUCGCUAAUGGUUUUGAUUGCGGAAGUAUAAGUGAGAUUAUAGCAAAAUUUAGAACACCGUCAAAUGAAUAUUAUCACCAUUUUCCGCGAUCGCAACUCAAUCGGUCAACAAACUUGAUAAGAUCAUCGUCUUCAGAAUCCGAAAUGGGAAGUUUUUCAUUAAAUAGAAAAGAGGAUCGAAAACGCAGAAAAUUUCCAACAAAAAAUUCAAUAAAUAUUAGGUCUACAUAUUACAAAAGCAAUAACCAUCAACAGUUUCGAAAGGAUACAAAUUCUAAACGGUAUGUACCAAACAAAAAGCGUCGACAUAAUUUUGAUUACAAAAAAUGUUCUUCACACAUUGAUGCUCAUGAAGAUAGUACGGAUGAUUGCUUAGUGCAAACUGAUAACAGCAAAUGUAGAAAGGAAGUUAAGUCGCAGGAAUCAAGUUAUUCAAAAAACCAUGAUCAUUAUAAGAAAAAGAAACCAUUAAAAAAUCAUAUAAAGCAUAUAAAUGGCUUCACGAAUGAGUACCAAAAUUACUUACAAAAUAACUUAAAGGAUAGUAAAGAAAUUUCCAAAAGCAAAGAAUUAGUAGAAAACUUGCCUGAAAACUUGCCUCCAGAAGAAAAAAUAGAAAUUCCAAAUGCUUCGGAAGAGGUAAAAUUAUGCAAUAAUAUAAAUGAUAAAUCUGAUUCACAAGAGGAAGAGGAAUUACGAUUAAUUGCUUUAAAAUCAGCUAUGAUACAAAGGCAUUUGAAACGCAAGAGACGAAAUGCAGAAUUAGCCUAUUCCCCAACCGAUUUUGAUGAAAUGCUAGCUUCAGUUGAGGCAGAUAAUAAUUCUAAUCUAGUUUUUGAAGUUGAUUUAGAUGAGAGUAUUACUGAGAUGGAAAUAAGUCCAACAACUUCUCCAAGGUUUUCUCCUAUUCCAAUUGACGAAGAUUUAAGCGACCGAAGUGUAGAGUUUGUUGCACAAAGCAAUGCGAUAGAUACCAAACCUGUAGAUAUGGAUAUUGUUAAUACUGAAAGUGAGAGUGAAAAUGUUGUAUACAGUGUUUCAAAUAAAAUGUUUGCCAUUGAUCCCGUAGCGUCUAGCAGUGAUUGCAAAAUAACAGAUUUAGGUCCAUCAAUAUCAUAUAAUGGAAUGGACUAUGCAUCAUCAUUGCAAUAUAGACUAUACGUGCCUGAUAUGCAAUAUCAAUUAAAUAUACCACCACCGCCUUUACCACCAGUUUUAAAUGAUUGUAUGGAAGUCAUACCUCCACCUCCGCUUUUUUGUAGUUACAAUGAAUUGCCACCACCCCCACCGCCACCUAUAUUAAUACCUUUAGAAAGACAAAAUGAUGAGAUUAGUGAUGAAACAGAAAUUAUUGAUCUUUGUAAUGAUACUGUAGAGGAAAAUAUAAUAACCAAAGAUAUAACAGAAAUAAAAUCUGAAGAUACAUCUUGUAUUCAUGAGAAUCAACAGAAUAAAGAAAACAGUGAAGGAGAGGAGGAGGAAGCAUUACGCGCUCUUUUAUUAUCAAAGAUACAGUCUGGAAGAAUAAUAAAAAAAGAGAAUGAUAUUUGUAAAACAGAAAGUACUGUUACUCCAGAAUUAAAAAUAAAAAAUUUUAACAAUAUUUUUAAAAAUGAUGAAAGUCCUCAAGCACAAACACAAACACAAUCAAUACUGAAAGAGGCUGUUCGACGUUUAAAAAUGAUAACGGAAGGAAAUGAUGAAGGAGGCGUAAAAUCGGAAAUCAUAGAUAAGUCAGAUAAAUCAGAUAAAGAUAAUAUAAGUUUAGUUAAAGAAGAAAAUGAAAUGGAAAAAGACUUAUGCUUAAAGAAGCUUAAAGAAAGAUCACCAAAUAAAAAUAGUGCUUUAGAUCACUUAUUGGAAGAAAGAAUUGCAGAACUAGUAAGACAGGAAAAAGCAACGGAAGUGUCUACAAGUGUAACAGUUAGCGACGUAAGUAUUGCGAAAGUAGCAGGAAAAUUAGACACAAUUACAGUUAGCUGUGUUAAUAUUGGUGAAGAAACAGGAAAAUUAGAUACAGAGAAGAAAAAUUUAACAACUGAACUGAAUUUGAAAAAUAAAACUAAUGUUAGUGAUAUUAAAAGUAAUAGGUCAUUUAGUAGAGAACAAUCUAAAAGUAAAAGUGAUGAUAAAAUAAAUGUAAGAAUUGAAAAAAGUAAAAAUAUAGAAAUAAAAAAUAAUGCCACUACUGUUAUUGCUGGAAAUAAAGAAAUAUAUAAUGCCAAAAAAAAUGAAGACAGUUUAAAAUUCAUAAACAAAUCAGUUGCUCCUAAUUUAAUCUUGACUCCUAAAAUAAAUGGUAUAAAACAAAUAUCAAUCAAUAAAAAUCUUUUAAGUUCAUUUGAUAAUCAACUGAAAAGCACUGCAAAUCCCACGUUUCCUAUAACGGCGAAACAGCCAAGUACUUCGAUAAUAAAUAGCAUACAAAAAUCAAAUUCAGCUAGCACAUUUAUAUCGACGGUAAGAAAAAUUAUUAAACCAAAUAAAAUCAUUAACACAAAUAUGAACUUAAAAAGAAAAACCGUUGAAAAUAAUCCAAAUACAAAAUUUAAAUUAACAAAAAUGUCAAAUGCAAUCGAUAGAAGCGUAAAUACUAGUCCAUUCGGUAGUACAACAUCAACUACUUCGAAAACUUCACGUUUAGUUACACCGUCCGAGAUUCCUAAACCUGUUGUACAAAAAAUUAUUAUAAAUCUGCAAACAUCGGAGAGCGAUAUUGAGGAUGAGGAAGAGGAUAACCUAACUAAUAUGAAACAACUUUCAAGCUUUGAUAUAAAUACAAAUUACAUCGAUAAUGCAAGUCCGUUGAGCUUACCUAUGGAUAGUCGUAGUAAUACACCAAUUCGCGUUAGCUCUCCUACAAUUUUAACAGAAAAACCAAUGAUCAAUACUAGUACAAUAAAAGUUCGUAAUGAUAUAUUUGAACAAAAACUGGAAAACUUUUUGAAAAAUAUACGCGACAAAUCAAAAACAAAUAUGAAAGAUAAUCACGCGGCCACAAUGAAUCACCGAAGGAUUGUUAAUAAUGAUAAGGCUGUACGACAUUUACCCAUUGCUGCUCAACAUGAAUACAGCAGGCUUGUAGAACGUAUGAAACUAUUAGAGAAACAAAGAGAAAAUAAAUUAAAAGAAAGUAAUGAGAGUAACGGACAAAAAAUACAGUCAAAAAAUAUUGAUAAUAAAACAAAACCCAAAAUUACUCUUCCAAAAAACAAAACAAUUGCAACGCCUAAUAUUACUAAUCCAAAUAGCAAAACAAUUGAUAUUUCUAAGCAAAACAAGACAUUUUCUACAAAACAAAAUAUGAUGUACACUGAAAAAGAUGGAAAACAUAAUUCUAGUCCUAUAAAAGAUACUACUGCAGUCUGUAAAAAUAAAAGCAUUGAUAGUACGAAUAGAGUAGAAAAUAUCGCAUCUAAUCAUACAGCAACAACAUCAAUACCAAGUACAACGAAAGCAAAUACAGCUAUGAUUUUAAGUCAGGAAUCCAAAAGAAGAGUCACGUUACGUCUACAAGAAAAUUCUUAUAAUAAAUCUAG